This is a messenger RNA of Plasmodium falciparum 3D7, 1017 nucleotides long. RefSeq names its product rifin. NCBI's taxonomy places the organism in Eukaryota, Apicomplexa, Aconoidasida, Haemosporida, Plasmodiidae. The record is from RefSeq and is a predicted model, not a curated record. The coding region runs from base 1 to 1017 and encodes 338 amino acids. The transcript has 2 exons.
AUGAAAGUCUAUUAUAUUAAUAUAUUAUUGUUUGCCUUUCCAUUAAAUAUAUUGGUAUAUAAUCAAUGGAACCAUAAAAGCACCACACAUCAUACACCAAAAGUACCAACUACCAGGUUAUUAUACGAAUGCGAACUAUAUAUUCCAAAUUAUGACAAUGAUCCCGAAAUGAAAAGAAUAAUGCAACAAUUUGAUGAUCGUACAUCACAAAGAUUUCACGAGUACGACAACCGUAUGAUAGAAAAACAACAAAAAUGUAAAGAUCAAUGUGAUAAAGAAAUCCAAAAAAUUAUUUUAAAAGAUAAAUUGGAAAAAGAAUUAAUGGAAAAAUUUGCUACAUUACAAACUGAUAUACAAAAUGACGCCAUUCCAACAUGUGUUUGCGAAAAAUCCUUAGCAGAUAAAACAGAAAAAUUUUGUCUUAACUGCGGAAAAACUAUGGGAGCGGUUGCGCCUGCUUGGGGUCUCAUUAGCUGUAUAGGGUAUGUGGGAUGGUCACAAUAUGUUGCUGCAAAGAUCGUUGAAGCAGGUAUUAAAAAUGGUUUAGAAGUGGGUUUGCUUAAGGUCACGGAAGCAGCAACAAGUAUGUCACAACUUACUGCAUCUGAUAUACCUAAAAUCACGAUAGAAAAAAUGCUAUCCUCAGGUACGUUUACUGAUAAAAUGACUUUUUCCGAUAUAUGCAAUUACAUAAAUACUAUAAUGUCUUCGGAAUUAGAAUCUAAAGGAUAUACUAAAUAUACCUUCGCACUAGAAAAUAUAGCAAAACCUAGUAAAAUUAAGUAUCACUAUUCUAAACAAAGUGCAGAUGUUUUAGCAGCUAUUACGGAAGGUAAAACAGCUGAAAGUCUUAAAUUAUCACCAUAUACUAGUAUAUUAACUAAUACGAUUAUUGCUUCCAUUAUUGCAAUAGUAGUUAUAGUUUUGGUUAUGGUAAUUAUUUAUUUAAUAUUACGUUAUCGUAGAAAAAAAAAAAUGAAGAAAAAAUUAGAAUAUAUGAAAUUAUUAAAAGAAUAG